Rubroshorea leprosula is the source of this 2025-nucleotide messenger RNA. The record is from the annotation of a GenBank genome assembly. NCBI's taxonomy places the organism in Eukaryota, Viridiplantae, Streptophyta, Magnoliopsida, Malvales, Dipterocarpaceae.
GACGAGGAAAUUGGGUUGUCGACUCGUGGGGUCCCUCAGGGGUAGGCUCACAGUCUCACACCCUUAAUUCAUUCACCAACACCAGUUUUGUAGAAAUGAUCAUCUUUCUAUUCUUUUAUGCCAUCUUUGUAGCAAAUGCUGCAGAGGUGAUCAGGUCAGUGGAAGUAAAAUGCAUGACACGAAGGUGCAGCCGCGGAGGACCAGCUGUUGGAUACCCGUUUUGGCUGAGAGAUCGCCAGCCUGAAUGCUGUGGAGCUAGGGAAAUUCCUGGGUUUGAGCUGUUUUGCGAUGACAAGAAGAAGACAGUGCUCAGGCUGCCAAAUUCAAUCGUCAACCUGUCUGUAAGGCACAUUGACUACCAAGCUCACCGGAUAGAUUUGUAUGAUCCUGAUCACUGCGUUUUAAAUAAACUCCCCUACCUCAAUCUAUCAGAUUCUGCUCCCCUCCGGCUCUUCAAUCCUCAAAGCUUGAUGGAAGUUGUCUUGUUUAGCCGUCUUACUGAUAAGGGAUUAGAAAAGAACAUUGUCCCCUGUUUAUCCAUCAAAGUCAUACCAGCUGUUGAUCAGCUGAAUACAACCUUCCUCGUAGGUUACAGUAGGAUAAGUGAUGUAACUAGGAUUCCCAUGAAACUGCAUGAUAAUAUAUACGAUGGACGGCUCGGUUCAGAAGAUAUGGAUUAUGAAAUUCAAUUAAGUUGGCACCACCUUGUCUGUCACAACCAGAGAGAGCAAGGCCAGCGCUGCAGCUUGAACUUUCAGAUCAACCAGGAGGAAACCUACUGUAACUUGGAUUCCACUCACCGGGACGGUACUAAAAAAAGAGCAGCCGUUGUAGUUCUAAUGGUUGUUUUCAUUGCAAUUUUUGCUGUUGGUAUUUAUUACCUUUUCUAUCACUCGGAUAAAGUGAAGGAGAAUCAAGAGAAGAUAGAAAGGUUUUUGGAGAAUUACAGAAAUCUUAAGCCCUCCAGAUUCAGUUAUUCUGAUAUUAAGAGGAUGACAAAUCAGUUCAGGGAGAAACUUGGACUAGGGGGUUACGGACCUGUGUUCAAAGGCAGACUAGCCAAUGAUGUUUUGGUUGCUGUCAAACUUCUCGACAACUUCAAAGGAAAUGGGGAAGAGUUCAUAAACGAAGUGGGAGCAAUGGCGAGAAUCCAUCAUGUUAACGUGGUGCGUUUGGUUGGAUUCUGUGCGGAAGGAAAUAAACGGGCUCUUGUUUAUGAGUACAUGCCAAAUGACUCAAUAGAGAAGUUCAUAUUUGCUACCAAAAAUGGAAAUCGUUUCCUCAGUUGGGAGAAGCUUUAUGACAUUGCUUUGGCAAUAGCUAAAGGAAUCGAAUACUUGCACCAAGGAUGUGAGCAACAAAUCCUCCAUUUUGAUAUAAAGCCCCACAAUAUCUUGCUAGACAAUAGCUUCAUUCCUCAGAUAUCUGAUUUUGGUCUUGCUAAACUAUUUUCCAAAGAACAAAGUGUUGUUUCUGUAACAACAGCCAGGGGUACCAUUGGAUUCAUUGCACCCGAGGUACUGUCAGGGAACUUUGGUAAUGUGUCCCAUAAAUCAGAUGUUUAUAGUUAUGGAAUGAUGUUGCUCGAGAUUGUAGGAGGGAGGAAGAUCACUGAUGAUUUAAUGGAGAAUACAGGCCAAGUUUACUUUCCGGUAUGGGUGUAUAAUUGCUUGGACAGGGGAGAAGAGAUGGGAAUUAGUGUAGAUAACGAGGGGCAUGCCAAGACUGCAAGGAGACUAGCAAUUGUUGGACUUUGGUCAUCCAAUGGUAUCCAACAAACCGUCCUUCAAUGAAAGUUGUGAUUCAAAUGUUGGAAGGAGAAGCUGAUGCUCUAACAGUGCCCCCAAAUCCUUUUGCCUCUACAGAACGAAUGAAGAUAAGAACAACCAUUCCUAGGAAGCUAGUUUUGACUGAGCUAGCAUCGAUCUUUGAGUUAGAAUGAGAACAAUUAGGAAGAAUGAGCAUCUACUUCAGUUUGUUUUAAGUGAGUUGUAUCCGUUGAAGCAAUAAAAUAGAGAUGCAUUU